Messenger RNA from Centruroides sculpturatus (bark scorpion), 1061 nucleotides. Its product is annotated as peroxisome assembly factor 2-like. The record is from RefSeq and is a predicted model, not a curated record. Lineage: Eukaryota; Metazoa; Arthropoda; Arachnida; Scorpiones; Buthidae. Gene Ontology annotation, biological process: protein import into peroxisome matrix. Gene Ontology annotation, molecular function: ATP hydrolysis activity; ATP binding. Bases 359 to 970 code for a protein of 203 amino acids. The transcript is spliced from 9 exons. Gene Ontology annotation, cellular component: peroxisomal membrane; cytosol.
UUGCAGUUUAACUUGGUAUGAAGAAAUUGAUAUUAGCUUUUCUGGAAUUUACAUACUUCAAAAAGAUAUUUUAUCUGGUUUAGAGGAACUUCAAACUUCUCAUUCUUAUUCUGUUGGAGUACCUAAGAUUCCAAAUGUAUAUUGGGAAGAUAUUGGUGGACUUGCUGAUGUCAAACAAGAAAUUUUAGAUACAAUUCAAUUACCAUUAUUACACCCUGAAUUAUUUGCUGCUGGAUUACGUAGAUCUGGUGUACUUUUAUAUGGACCUCCUGGUACAGGAAAAACACUCCUUGCUAAAGCAGUUGCUACAGAAUGUUCCUUAAAUUUUUUAAGUGUGAAAGGACCAGAACUGAUAAACAUGUAUAUAGGACAAAGUGAAGAAAAUGUUAGAAAAGUUUUUAAUCAAGCCCGAGCUGCUACUCCCUGUGUAAUUUUUUUUGAUGAAUUAGAUUCUUUAGCACCAAACAGAGGUCAAAGUGGUGAUUCUGGAGGUGUUAUGGAUAGAGUUGUCUCGCAGUUGUUGGCUGAACUCGAUGGAUUAAAUAAAUCUACAGAUGUAUUUGUUAUCGGUGCUACGAACAGACCCGAUUUAUUAGAUUCAGCCCUUUUAAGACCCGGAAGAUUCGAUCGCCUGGUUUAUGUGGGUAUUCCUAACGAUCACGAUUCCAGAGUUAAUAUAUUGAAGGCCCUAACUCGAAAGAUGUCAUUGGGGAAAGAGAUUAACUUGGAGCAGAUUGCUUUGGAUAGUCCACUGAAUAUGACAGGUGCCGAUUUUUAUGCCUUGUGUUCAAACGCCAUGAUGAAUUCUAUUAGGAGAAGUAUACAAAAUGUGGAAACAGGCGAAUCGGAAAAUAACAUUUCUUUUGCUGUAGAGAUAGAGGAUUUCCGUGCUGCGUUAAAAAUUUCUGUACCAUCCGUCUCCGUGGAUGAACUGCAACGAUUUGAAAACAUCAAACAGAACUUCAAUUAAUAAAUUUUUAACAAUUAAUAUAGAAAAUCGUAUAUUUGAAAAUUUACAUCAGUAUUUUGUAAUUAUAAAUUUAUAAAAUAAAUAAAUAUAU